Messenger RNA from Melospiza georgiana, 4300 nucleotides. RefSeq names its product zinc finger DBF-type containing 2 (gene ZDBF2). Gene Ontology annotation, molecular function: nucleic acid binding; zinc ion binding. The transcript has 7 exons. The record is from RefSeq and is a predicted model, not a curated record. Bases 59 to 3319 code for a protein of 1086 amino acids. Gene Ontology annotation, biological process: epigenetic programming of gene expression; genomic imprinting. NCBI's taxonomy places the organism in Eukaryota, Metazoa, Chordata, Aves, Passeriformes, Passerellidae.
UGGCGUCCCUUGACCCCAGGGCGGCACUGGAGAGCGAGCGGGGAAUGAUGGAGAUGGGAUGAGAGAAGUGUCCUGCACUGCAAAUGGCCUCCUGUUUGACAUUUAUUGCUUGCUAGUCUGGAGUCAGCUUUGGUGCAUGAGGAAGGCUGGUGUCUCUAAGAUGUUUGAGAGAAUCAAACGAUCUGAUGAAGCUUCUGCUUCUUCAGCACAAGGAAUCCAAAGACAUGGUGCUGAGGGCUCUCCACGACAGGACAGCAGUAGCAGUUUACACAGAAGAGGACAAGAACAUCCUCGGCCUGGAGCAUCCACUGUGCAAAGUAGACAAGGAUACUGCAACUGUUGCCAUGUACACUACAGUAAUCUGGAACAGCACAUUUUCAGCUCCCAGCACAGACAUUUUACAACAUACUGUAGGAAUCGUACGGGUACCAGUAGCUUGAUGGAGCGUUUCCUUCAAGAUGUGUUGCAGCAUCAUCCCCACAGAUACCAUGACAGCAGACCAACCUAUGAUGACAUGCCAUUCCCCGUCACUCUGGAGCCUCCUAGGAUUUCUUGCCUGUCCUCAGAAGAGAUGCAGAAAAAGAAGAAUAGUGAGAAACAGGAGAUUUCCAGCAAAGACCCGGAGUCUGUUCGUGAAAUAGGCUCUUCUGUUCCAUGCCUGUCUCAUGAGGGCACAAAGAAAACUUCUGUUAUGCAAGCAGGUUUUCAAAAACUUCAAAGAGGCCAGGAACGUGUUCCAGGGAUAUCCCAGCAGCCUGCUGGCAUUUGUAGUGAUAAGAAAUGGGUAAAUCUGAAACAUGCCCGAAUUGCAGGUCAUAGCCGUGAAGGUCAGUCUACAGCUGUGAGCCCUGUACCUCAGCAGUUUUCUCUCAGUCCUACAAGCCACAGUUCCUCUGUUAAUCCUAGAACAGGAAAAAAUGUUAGGGAUUUGGCAGCAUCAAAUCUGUUUCUGCGAAGAGGAUGUGAUGAAAGAGCAGUAAAGGUCUGCAGUAGGGAUGUGUUAUUGAACCCACGCUUGAAUCCUGCUCCAGCACUGGUUCACCCAAAAUGCCCUUCAGUUUCUCAUCAGAAUCCUACACACAGCCACAGCAAUUCUUCCUUUAUUACCUCAGGUCAGUCUCUCUCAAAGCGAGAUAGUUUACGAACUCAGGAUGAAACUUUGGUGUCUGAUCUCCAUCUCAGGGAUACUGUGGGUAUCAGCAUCUCCCUAGAUCCUGGGACAUCCCCACAGCUAGCAAGAUGCAAAAACAUAAAGACAAACAGACAGGAUGAAAGUUCAGUGGAUGAAACUAUUGAAGAUGUAAUUGUGAAAUACUGCCAUGAAACUACAUCUGAAGAAAUUUGUUUCAAAAAAGAGAAUAAUCCCAGUGUACCUUUUUCAUCACUUCUGGACCAUACUAAUUUAGAGGGCUCUGAAAUGAGUUUUGACUGUGAUGCACCAAUCCAGGUAGGAACAGAUUUACCCAAGGCAGCUAUAAAAGAUAUAGAAUUCCUGAAAGAGGUCCAAGUAUGUUUGCAAGAUAAGGACUAUGGAACACAGCUCUCUUCUGUUUUAAAAACUGAGUCAUUAGAGAAAAUAGAAGCAGUGAAAAAGGACGUUGUAGUUCAUACCGAAGAACCAGUUCUUCCAGCCCUGCCUCACGUGCCUCCUUCUUUUGUGGGAAAAACUUGGUCUCAAAUAAUGUAUGAAGAUGAUAUAAAAAUUGAAGAACUUGUGCGUGAUUUCAGGGAAGGUCGUUUUCGCUGCUACUUUAACAGUGAAUCCUCAGCUAACUGUACAGGGAAGAGAAUGAAGAAAAAAAAGCAGAAGGAUGAAAAAAGGAUGAAUAUUAUGGAGGGUAAUAGAACAGAAAGUGCACCAGUUAAAGCACUGCCAGAAUUUAAUGAUGCUUUAAGUGGUGGCUCUGAUUUUGAUAACCCGUCUUUAGCCUCAGAUACACUAUGCAACCCACAAAUUGUAAAAAUGCCUAGGAAAAGGACAUGGCGCCUGGCUUCAAGGUGUCAGGUGGUUAAAGUCAGCCAUGGCACCCAAACAAGUCUGCUGAACUACCCUGUGGCAAAAAGGAAAAUGUCUAGAAGGGAAUCUGAUCCAGCUGAUCAGAAAGCAAGCAUUGCAUGUCUGGAGAAUGAAAAAACUCCAAACAUGAAAACUAGACUAUGUGCCCUUAAACUUCCAGAGUCCUAUAGCAAGAUCAUGAGUCCUGUACAGCCCAAGACAGUGGUGUAUGUACUCUCAUGCCCAGAGGUAAAACAGAGCAAAGGUAAACCUAUAGAUAUUCCCAAAAUGAGGAAAAACCAUCACUCCACAGAUAGCAAGGACUCUGUAAGGUAUAAAUACAAACAAUGUUCUCUCAAAUAUUAUGACCCACUGACAAAUAGAAUUCUGAAAACACCUCCUAAGAGUACAGUUGGAGAAAAGGCCAAAAAGCCCUCUCAUGUUCGACAGCUUUUCAGAAGUCUCAGCUUUGACACAAACAUGAAGAAACUAGCUGAUACACAGAGAGAAAGCACACCAUCAAAGUCACUCAAUCGGUCAGACUUCUGUGGUUCUUCUUCAGCAUCUUUCCUGCCAGAUCGAGAUAAAGGGAAUGAUGCAGCCUCAAGUCAAAAGGCAGAUGGACCAUCUGUUGCCACAGAAAAAACAGAUUGUCUUGUAUCUGAGAACUCUUUUAAACACCUAAUCAUUUCACCUUUGAACUCUGUGAUAGAAGGAGAUUGUAGAUUAAUUCCAUUUAAUAGAAUUACCAAAACUCCUCUGACCUCCAUCAGGAGUGAGUGGUCAGAGAGGGAGACUCCAAAAGCAAUAUGGAAGAGAAAAGAAGGCACUAACAAAGAACCAGUUUUUUCCAGAAAGGCUGCAGGAUCUAAGUCUGUCAGAUGUACUCUUGAGAGGAGAGGAAACAGAGUAACCACAGGCAAACAAACGUCCAGAACUAAAAAACAGCAGAAAGAGGGUGUGAGAAGACAACUUCAGCCUUGUGCCCAGAAAUCUGCUUUCUCCAUCCAGAGGUACCAGACAAGGAAAACUACAGUGGGAAAGCACCCUAAGAAAGAGAAGCCAGAUGCUAAAAAAUUAAAGGUGAGGAGGAAACCAAAAAGGGCCUUUCUGAACUCAACAGUUGUAACAGGGAUUCCUGAAAAAAGGCAGAAAGUCACAUCAGAAUCUUUUCCCAGGAAACCAGAGCAAGCUUCCUCCAAAGUCAGGAGCUGGGAAGUCAGUGGAGAUCGGGGUCAUCCUGGCACUGUGAACCGGCCCUCUAGAAGAACCUCUGCUGUACCAUUACUUCGAAACUGUCUUGUUCUACCAGGUGAGAGCUAGCUACCAAAAGAACUUUUUGUUUCUUUUUUUUUAUAGCCAGCACCUGGAAGAAGGAAGGAGGAAGAAAGAAGGCCAUAGACAAUGCAGUUGAAGUGCUAGAGAUCCAGAAAGUGCAAAGCCAGUCUAAUGUGAAAUAAAUACAACUGUAAACUCAGCUCUUGUUCCUGGAAUAUGGGGACACAAUGUAUUGCACUGUUCUACUGUGUAAAGCUGCAGAAGUUGUGGAUUUGAUUUAAAAGUACUUAUCAUAUUUACUAGUCUUCACCUGUACAUCAGCAAAAUGACCUUGAAUGGUAUCAUAUUGUUAUUAUGGUAUUAUCAGUGCGUGACAGUGCACUAUAAUAAGGUAAUUUAGAAGCUGUGUUAAUUAAUUGUGCCUAUUUAAAUUUUUUUUCACAUAAUUCUAAAGUGCAGAAGAUGACUCACUUGCUAUGCUAGAAAUUUAAUGAAGAUAAUACAACAUCAAUCAGGGCUGAAUUCUGUGUAUGUAUUUUGUGUUUGUGUAUACGUGCACCUAAUUCAACACAUAAUAUAUACUUGCCUGUGGAAUGGCAUUAAAAUUAAUACAGUAUGAUACAAUUCAGAUCAAUUCAAUGGUUUCUUGAAAUGAAAUAUAAUUUUACACAUUUUUGUAUUGACUUCUUUGUUCCUGAAAUCAUGUCCAAAGCUUUUUUUUUUUUUUGACUGAAAGUCACUGUGGGCUCUCAUCAAGCAAUAAUGGACCAUGCUGGUAAGGAAAAAUGUCUCCUUAGGGGACUGUUCAGAUGGUGGUAGCUGAAGUGAAAUCUUGAAUUCUGAAAGAAGUACAGGGUUAUGUUUGAGGGCUUUUAUUUUUGUUUUUAGUAACUUGUUGAUUAAGUUUGUAGGUGAAUUUCACAUUCCUUAGCGAGGGGGAUGGAAAAGUUAUAAUGCAAACAAAUAGCAGCAAGUUGUUUCAGAAUGUCAGCCUUGAGUUUGGGGUACUGUGCUUUUCUGGCUUUA